CAGUUGAAUUUCUUUCCACCCAGGCCAGAGUCUGCGCCGUGUCUGUAUCUGUGUCUGAUAAUCCAGCGAGAUUUUAGAGGCUGUUGCGCACAAGAAACACAUGAUCCGAUUAAUAUCAGACUCUCCCUCACCUGUAAGGACACCCAGAUAAACACCAGGAGUGGAAAAGACGCUCAUUUGUACUAAACCGAGUGUUGUUUGGGGAGGUGAGGGAGGGGGGGAUUUUUGUGAGCUGAAGAUGAGGUUGCCGGACUGCAGAAAGCGAUGCGGGAUGGAUGGAGAGGAUGGAGAAAAAGAGCUGGCUCUUCUUAAAAACCCGUUUGUACACGAGUUAAGGUUUACACCACUCCAGACACUCAAGCUGGGUGUGAUGACGUUGACCCUGUUUCCUGUGCGCCUCUUCUUUGCUGCGUUCAUGAUGCUAUUGGCAUGGCCCUUCGCCUUUAUCGCCACCGUAGGACGCAGCGAGAUCAUCGUGGAGCAUCAGUGCCUGUGGAGGAGGGUGGUGGACGUCAUUCUGCGCCUCAUCAUGCGGGCCAUGUGGUUUGCAGGUGGCUUCCACUGGAUCAGGGUCAAAGGUUGCCGGGCACUGCCUGCACAGGCACCCAUCAUCACCCUUGCACCACACUCAUCCUACUUUGACGCCAUGCCUGUUACCAUGACUAUGGCCUCCAUAGUCAUGAAGGCUGAGAGCAAGGACAUACCACUGUGGGGGACCCUGAUAAAGUACAUCCGGCCCGUGUUUGUGUCGAGGUCGGAUCAGGACUCGCGCCGGAAAACAGUAGAGGAGAUCAAACGCAGGGCUCAGUCUGGAGGGGUGUGGCCUCAGAUAAUGAUCUUUCCUGAGGGGACAUGCACCAACAGGUCCUGUCUCAUCACAUUUAAACCAGGUGCUUUUAUUCCAGCAGUGCCUGUACAGCCGGCUGUUCUUCGUUACUCCAAUCCGCUGGACACGAUAACUUGGACGUGGCAAGGUCCAGGAGCGUUUAAGAUUCUUUGGCUCACUCUUUGCCAACUCCAUAAUGAUCUUGAGAUUGAGUUCCUCCCAAUCUACACCCCCAGUGAGGAGGAGUCGAGGAACCCACAACUGUUUGCUCAGAAUGUGCGCCGGAUCAUGGCCAAGGCGCUGCAUGUCCCGGUGACUGAUUACUCAUUUGAGGAUUGUCAGUUGGCCAUGGCGGAGGGACAGCUCAGACUACCGGUGGACACAAGUAUGCUGGAGUUUGCAAGACUCGUCCGGAGACUGGGGCUGAAGCGUGAGAACAGUGAGAUUGAAGAUUACAGACGGAGGGCCCUCAAACUACAGGGAAUGAAGCAGAAUGUGGAGCAGUUUGCUCUGUUCCUGGGGCAGCCGCUGUCCCCUGUGCUGCAGGACAUGUUCGCCCUGUUUGACGAGCAUGACGAGGGCUUAAUGGACGUGCGUGAGCUCGUCAUCGCCUUUUCCGUAGUGUGCAGGCCCACCAAAACUUUGGAGACCAUCAAACUCGCUUUUACGAUGUUUGAGGAUGAGCAAAAUGGAGGAGUGACUGAGGAGGAACUGGAAUGUAUCCUGCAUACAGCUCUGGGAGUGACGGAGCUUAAAGUGUCAAGACUUUUCCGUGCCGUUGACGUAAUAAACGCCGGAAAAGUGACGUUUGAGAUGUUCAGGAGUUUUGCUGAGCAGCAGCCUGAUUUUGCAGAGGAGUUUCUCUAUGCUGAGAACACAGGCUUCUUCAGCAACUUUCUUUCGUCUGGCAUCGCUUCGAAUGGAUUUUGCCCUGACUUCUCCCCCAACGAGCACCAGAAGAAGGUCAAAUAAAGAACAUCAGGUCCUGAUGGAAAAACAGCCAGUUCUUUUAUUUCUUUUUUUUCCUCCUCCCUGCUUCCUCCCCACGCCCCCAAAUCCACCCCUUUUUUUUUUUCCUUUUAAUCAAACCUCUUCUGAAGGGUUGAUUUUAUUGCAUCCAACAACCAAUGAAAGGAUCUCUUAAAAACAUGUUUAACGAUUACCAAAAUCCUGGAAGGAAAAAAACACAAAUUGUAUAUAUUCAAUUUUUAGCUAGCAAUUUUUUUUAGUUGUUGGUCAUGGUCACUAAAAUAUCUUUGAAGGAAAUACAUUUGUUUUUUAUUAA
Silurus meridionalis is the source of this 2111-nucleotide messenger RNA. RefSeq names its product lysophosphatidylcholine acyltransferase 1-like. Gene Ontology annotation, molecular function: calcium ion binding. The record is from RefSeq and is a predicted model, not a curated record. Lineage: Eukaryota; Metazoa; Chordata; Actinopteri; Siluriformes; Siluridae.